AUGGUGACGGGCUCGGCGCGGGGCUCCCGCAGCCGGGACCGAGCCGCGCCGGCCCCCUGCCCGUCGGCGGGCGGGCGGCGCGGCGGGGCGGCGGCGGCGGCGGUGCUGGCGGGGCUGUGCGCCCUCUGCUACGGCAACUCCCUGCGGGGCGAGUUCGUGCACGACGACGUCUGGGCCAUCGUGAACAACCCCGACGUGCGGGCGGCCGCCCCCGUGUCCGCCGCCUUCGCCAACGACUUCUGGGGCAAGCGCAUGGCCGAGAACACCAGCCACAAGUCCUACCGGCCCCUCUGCGUCCUCACCUUCAAGUUAAACAUAUUGCUGGCUGGCAUGAACCCCUUCUAUUUCCACGCAGUGAAUGUAAUGUUACACUGUCUGGUGACUCUUGUGCUGAUGUACACUUGUGACAAGGCUGUGUUCAAGGACUGUCGACUUGCUUUUGUCACGGCGCUCUUCUUUGCUGUGCAUCCCAUUCACACUGAGGCUGUAACAGGUAUAGUAGGCAGAGCAGAUGUCCUCGCCUGUCUACUCUUUCUGUUGGCUUUUCUCUCCUAUAAUAGGAGUGUGGAUCAGCUUUAUGUUGGGGAACAUUUCCCUCCCACUGCCUCCCCAUUCUUUUUGCUGCUUAGUUUGUUCCUUGGGACGUGUGCAAUGCUGGUGAAAGAAACUGGAGUCACUGUGUUUGGUGUGUGCUUGGUUUAUGACUUCUUUUCCCUCUCCUACAAUGGACUCAAAUUGAGGAACGGGGCCAUUCAGCAGAGGCCCUCCCGGCUGCCCGUGUCCGCUCCGUGGGGCUCGUCGCUGUCGGGCCGGGAGAACGGGAAGCAGCGCUGUGCCCAGCGCGGCGCCUGGAGCUCCUGCCACCCGCCCGCGCCCCUGGAGCAGCCCAGCGGGGGCCUGGCCGGGCCCAGCAGGGCCGUCUGGGCCAUUCGCAGCUACCUGACUGCAAAUAACAACCAGAAUUUCUUGUAUACUGCAAGGCCUUUUUUGAAGAGAGCUGCUUUGGUGAUAAGCUAUGUGAUCCUCGUGUUGUAUUUCCGCCUCUGGAUAAUGGGAGGUUCCAUGCCAAUGUUUUCAGAGCAGGACAAUCCAGCCUCAUUCUCACCGUAUUUACUAACGAGGUUUUUAACUUAUUCCUACCUUCUGGCCUUCAAUGCGUGGCUGCUGCUGGCACCCAUCACCCUGUGCUACGACUGGCAGGUCGGCAGCAUCCCUUUGGUCGAGUCCAUCUGGGAUGUCAGGAACUUAGCCACGGUGUUCCUGGUGCUGGUGAUGACAUUACUCAGCCUACACUGCAUUGCUGCAUUCAAGAAACUGGAACACAAAGAAGUUUUGGUUGGCUUGUUGUUCCUGGUUUUCCCAUUCAUCCCAGCCAGCAACCUCUUCUUCAGGGUGGGAUUUGUGGUGGCAGAGCGAGUCCUUUACAUGCCGAGUAUGGGGUACUGCAUCCUUUUUGUCCACGGUCUAAAAAAGCUGUCUACGUGGCUAAAUAAAUGGAGAAUUACUGUUCCGACCCUCUUUGCUUUGCUGCUGCUGCUCUUCUCUUGGAAGACCGUGAAACAGAAUGAAAUCUGGCUGUCACGAGAAUCCCUUUUCAGCUCAGGAGUGAAGACCCUGCCCCACAACGCCAAGGUGCACUACAACUAUGCCAAUUUUCUGAAAGACCAGGGCCGUAACGUUGAAGCAAUCUACCACUACAAAACUGCUCUCAAGCUGUACCCUCGUCACGCAAGUGCUCUCAACAACCUGGGGACGUUGACCAAAGAUGUAGUGGAAGCCAAGGACUACUACAGACGGGCCCUUCAGCUCAACCCCCAGCACAAUCGAGCUCUCUUCAACCUCGGCAACCUGCUCAAGUCCCAAGGGAAGAAGGAGGAAGCUGUAAUCUUGCUGCGGGACUCCAUUAAGUACGGCCCGGAGUUUGCAGAUGCUUACUCAAGCCUGGCCUCGCUGUUGGCUGAACAGGAACGGCUUAAGGAGGCUGAGGAGGUCUACAAGGCUGGCAUAGAGAAUUGUCCAGAGAGCUCUGAUCUGCACAACAACUACGGUGUUUUCCUGGUUGAUACCGGGUCUCCCGAGAGAGCCAUGUCCCACUACAGGCAGGCCAUCCUCCUGAGCCCUGCUCACCAUGUGGCCAUGGUGAACCUGGGCAGGCUUCACCGUUCCCUGGGGCAGAACAAAGAGGCUGAAGUGUGGUACAAGAGGGCGCUGAAGGUAUCGCGGAAGGCCGAGAUCCUGUCCCCGCUGGGGGCUCUGUAUUACAACACGGGGCGAUACGAGGAGGCGCUGCAGGUUUACAGGGAAGCGGCAGCGCUGCAGCCUUCCAACAAGGACAUCCGACUGGCACUGGCUCAGGUUUUGGCGAUGAUGGGGCGGACGAAGGAAGCCGAGAAGAUGACGAACCAUAUCCUUAAUGAGGAUGCAGAGUGCCUGGAGUGCUACCGCCUUCUGUCUGCCAUCUACAGCAAGCAGGAGCUCUAUGCCAAGGCACUUGAAGCUAUAGAAAAAGCUCUUCAGCUAAAACCAAAGGAUCCAAAAGUCAUAUCGGAGCUCUUUUUUACUAAAGGAAACCAGCUAAGAGAACAGAAUCUCCUUGACAAGGCUUUUGAGAGCUAUAAACGGGCUGUGGAGCUCAACCCAGACCAAGCACAGGCCUGGAUGAAUAUGGGAGGCAUUGAGCACAUCAAGGGGAGCUACAUCACUGCCCGUGACUACUACGAGAAAGCCUUACAGCUGGUUCCAAACAGCAAGCUGCUGAAGGAGAAUCUGGCCAAACUGGAUCGCUUGGAGAAACGGUUUCAAGAAGUCCAGGAGAAAGACCAAGCAUAGCAAUCAGUCACCAGCAGGAAGACACUCAUGCCCCUUGGAGAAGAGUGUGGUAGAAGCCUGUUGCUCAAAGUGAUGCUGAAAGAACUUUGAUAGGACUCAGAAUUAUGGAAGGAAAACUUUGAACACAUGCUUAGGUUCAAUCAAAGUUACAGGAUCCUGUGGGAUCAUGGGAUCCUUGGGUCCUGUGGGACAUGCCGGAGCAUGAAUGGAAACCUUCCUUUAAUCAAGAUUUACAUCUAGGCUGAACCCGUUUUGGUCACACCGGGAGUGUGGGUGGGACAUGUACCUUCAGUAUCUUGGCUGUCACCAGGGAAACCAUGGAGACAAAGCAUUCAUCCAUUGCAGCAGGGGUGAAGUUGCACCCCCUGUUCCUCCACACAGGCUCACCUCAUCCAUGUAGGGCACAACUGAUGGGCUUCAUUGCAAGUGCUGCAGACAGGAAAGAUGGUCAUAAUGGUCACAUAAAAAAGGUUCCAAAGGGUUAAUGCUGAGGAAAUGGUGGUCACUCUUACAGCUCUAAAUAGGACUUGAAAAUUAUUUUAAGGAAAGGGGAAACUAUUUAAAUAUUACCCUGGAAGGAUGAUUCUACAAGUAGGACAGAUGAUCCUUUGAGGGAAAAC
This is a messenger RNA of Motacilla alba alba, 3449 nucleotides long. RefSeq names its product transmembrane O-mannosyltransferase targeting cadherins 1 (gene TMTC1). NCBI's taxonomy places the organism in Eukaryota, Metazoa, Chordata, Aves, Passeriformes, Motacillidae. Gene Ontology annotation, molecular function: mannosyltransferase activity; protein binding. The coding region runs from base 1 to 2829 and encodes 942 amino acids. The record is from RefSeq and is a predicted model, not a curated record. Gene Ontology annotation, biological process: protein O-linked glycosylation via mannose. The transcript has 20 exons.